Homo sapiens (human) is the source of this 1682-nucleotide messenger RNA. It is a transcript of the gene PCP4L1, whose product is annotated as Purkinje cell protein 4 like 1. The record is from RefSeq and is a predicted model, not a curated record. Lineage: Eukaryota; Metazoa; Chordata; Mammalia; Primates; Hominidae. The transcript is spliced from 3 exons. The coding region runs from base 498 to 713 and encodes 71 amino acids.
GAGCGGCUCUGACAGGACGGGUCGCAGGGGGUCGCCUGGCCGGAGCUGGGCUCCGAGAAUCCCGGGUGCCAGCACCAGAGCAGCGGCUCUCCGCACUAACUCUCCUCUCCUGGUCAGCUGUAACCCCUGCCGCAGAGCCCGGCAACUUUCAGCUGUCGCCCGCGGAGCCCCGAGGGCCACUCGCCUCACCUGUGCGUGCAGCGCCUCGCGCGCCCUGUCCGGCUGCGGAGAUGAGCGAGGUGAGCGGUGCGGCCCCCGGCGCUGUCGGCAGGGCUGCGGCGGGGAGGGUGCUGCGGCUCGGGAUCCCAGGGAGGCGAGGGAGAGCGAGGCAGACCGGAGCCGCGAAGAACCCUCCAGGGGCGCCCCACUGCCCUCCUAGGAAAGCUCCCACCUCGGGGCGCUGGGAAACGAUUGGAAGACGGGGUGCUUUCAGUCUCCCUACUGUGGACGGCGCUUUUGGGGGUAAUUGGAAUCGGCUGUAGAGUCCGGAAGCGGGGAUGCUGAGCUCUCAGGUGCUUAAUACCAAAACAUCCCCAGCAACCAACCAGGCAGCUGGCCAAGAGGAAAAAGGAAAAGCUGGCAAUGUCAAGAAGGCGGAGGAGGAGGAGGAGAUUGACAUUGAUCUGACAGCACCAGAAACAGAGAAGGCUGCCCUUGCUAUUCAGGGCAAGUUCCGGCGAUUUCAGAAAAGGAAAAAGGAUCCCAGCUCCUGAAUGGCCAGGCUUGCCCUUCACCUUCACCUUCAUGCUGGUCCCUUCUCUCCCCUUCUCCACACCCAUGUAUCUUUAUCCCUUGUCCCUCUAGCCUUUCCUUGAGGCAAGUUCAACCUUUAUAUACUCUUGUAUCUGGCCCCCUCAAGCCAUCACAGAAGUAGAGGCACAAGAGAGGUGGAGAAGAUGAAGACUUCAAUCAGCAGUCACUAGUCUAAGGGUGGAACAAUUUCUUCUUGGUAUAAGGUUCUUUGAUCAGUAGCUAUGCCUGCCCUGUAGGGCUAAACAAGAGGCUUCGAGGCUGAGAGAUCUCCCCAAAGAACAAUGUGGGAAGGAGGGGAAGGCUUUCAGAGUAGGGUGCCUGAGGGUGGGACAUAUGCACUGUUCUGCUAGUUACGGCAUUCACACUUUAGGUAACAUUUUUUUUCCCCUUCAGAUCCUUCUGCACCAACUCCAACUUCCCCUCCCAGGAUCUAAGCCACAGUGGGGACUGGAGCCUCGUUUUCCCCCUAGGCAGACCUAAAUCAAGCAGCUUACCACAAUAGUGCAUGCUGAGUAGAUUAGUUCCAAGGAAGGGAGACUGGAAUGCUGGUGUCAAGGAAAAGCCUCCCUCAUCAUCUAGUCUAAGACCAUAACGGGCAGAAGCAUAAGAGGUUCCAGGGCCAUAGGAGAAUGAGAAGUAGGGCACAUAUAGGGAGGAAAGAAAAGUGAAGAAGGGGGAAAUCUCUGAAUUUUUUUACUGCUGGGAAAAGUGUACUACAUGAAGGAUGCUUGGGGCUUUGCUAACCUGCUCACCGCUAACCCUCCAAGUCUAACCAUCCCCAGAGGCCACACAAACCAAGUGACUCCUGUAGUUCCCAUUUGCCCCACUAUGGAGUCAGGGCAAAAGUGGAAUAGCCACUCCAUGUGAUUUUAGCAUGUUUAAUCAUUUUAACAAUAAACCACCCCACAAAUGGGGUCAUUUAACCUCUA